Messenger RNA from Botrytis deweyae, 849 nucleotides. RefSeq lists its product as uncharacterized. NCBI's taxonomy places the organism in Eukaryota, Fungi, Ascomycota, Leotiomycetes, Helotiales, Sclerotiniaceae. The record is from RefSeq and is a predicted model, not a curated record. The transcript is spliced from 2 exons. Bases 1 to 849 code for a protein of 282 amino acids.
AUGUCAUCAGGGGAUAUCAUAAAACCACUAUCAAGCUCUGAUCAGCUAACUAGCGAUGAAAGAAAUCCGACAGAGGACUCGAGAACUCUUGCAGAACCGAAAACUUCCGAAAAUCGAUAUUGGGACCAGCUCGUGCAAUACAAUAAUGGGCUGGGAAAAGACGAACUGUUAUAUCCCGAGUUUGCUGCAUUACAACGCCUGAACACUAUACAUCUCCACAAUAUCCUGGCAGAGAUAAAAGCAGAGAUAUGGCAGAAGAGAACAACAUCGGAGGCACAGAUGGUCAAGCUUAAGGAAACCAUGCAUGACUAUGUAACAGCAAUCCGAGAUACUGAAUAUAUGAGUAAUCUCAGCCGCGUUCCGCCCUCCAUCACCAUGAACCACCGCAUCUUCCUUGAACACGGCUUUCCAAGCAUUGCUAAUCGUGAUGGCGCCCCUUACGAUACAAAUUACCUCUCGCUUUUGCACAAGAUCCCUCUUGCCAGAGAUGCCGUACGAGAGUUCUUGCGCAAAUACUUGCACAAGAGGCUCUCAUGGUCGACCACGGAGCAAAGCGCACGCCGGACUGAUUUCUAUAAGAAUAGCCUCCCUGAGACCUACUCGCCAUUCGUAGACUGGCUGGCCAGGUUCAUCAUUGCCGUUGGGGGCGGAGCGGCUCUCAUUGUACCGAUGCUUAUUAUGAGCAUCGAUGCGGGGAAAGUUAAGAGUCUCGUGACAGUAUCGGUGGCUGUUAUACUGUUUGCUCUAAGUGUUAGUCUAGGGUUUAAAAUUGACAACAAGGAUACACUUACAGCAACAGCGACCUACGCUGCUGUAUUAGUAGUUUUUGUCGGAACAAAUAAUACUUGA